AUGACUACCCAUUCAUAUUUCAUAUUAACUAUGCUGUUAUUAACAUAUUCAAGACAUUCAUCAUAAUUUGAAGACUUAACCUAACUCUAUAACACAGGAAAUUUCAAGGCAAUCCAUGAUUAAUUUUCUAAAAGAGCAGCAUUGGAUACAAGCUUUGAAAUAUUUAACAAAACUUUAACCAAUAUCUAUUAGAAUCAUGGAGAAAUAGUAUAUUCAGCAAAUGCAACUAGUGAUUCUAUUUAGAAUCUCUAAUUAAUUUCAUUUAAAAAAUCAUUAGGGGCUGGAAUGAUGAAUUGGAUGUAUAAUUCAAAUAAAAUGCUCGAUCACUUCCACAUUAAUCCAUAUUCAUAAAAAUCCAUCAUCUAAUUCUAUGAGGAGAAUCCUUCCAAAUUUUAUAUCACUAUGUUUCAAGAUGAUUAGCUGUUAGUAUCUACCCAACAAAAAGAUAAAGUUCAAAUACAACCUUUUAAUAAAAUUGCAAUUCUCCUUGAAUAUUCAAGAUAGGUUUCUAUAAAUCUAAUUAAUCCUCUUAUGGAAGUCUAAUUGGAUAACUUGAAUUUGUUUUAUAUCAAACAAUUCGAUUAUCAUCAUGCCAAAUUCCUAACUAGUUUAAAUAAUAAACAGUAAAUCACAUUGAAUUAAGUAGCAGAAGGACUAAUAUAGUAUAACUCUAACUGUAUAGCUGAAUAUCUGCAAUCUUUCUUGGGCAAAGAUUAAAUUGAUAAGACAUUACAAACCUUAAAUAUUGAGCAAACUAGCCAAAUUUGGCAUGUUUCAUCUCAUUUAGCAUUUGCUAAUAUCUACCAUCAAAGUUAUGAGGAUUAUAUAAAUAGAAUUGUAAGCCAAUCAUAAUUGUAAUUUACUCAACUUUAAAAUUCCAUUCAUACUGAAUUAUUAUAAAAAACACAAUAAUCAUAAGUCUGGUUAGAAACUGCUCACUCUGAUUUGUUAGAUGGAAAAGUAUCAAGUAUUAUGAACAAAUACUUUACUUAAUCUAAUUCUUAUGAUUAUGCUUUCCUAUUGAAAGGAAUGUAGAAUCGUCAAUUUAAAUAUCUACAAACUUAGGCCUAUUAAAUAUUUGAAAGCUUAAUGAAUUAAUUUAUUUUGAACCCUAGAUUAAUUUAAGAUGUUGUUCAAAGAGGACAACAAUAUGAAGUUUAUGGAAGCAAAGAGAAUUAUAAUUCUUAUUUCAGUUCUCUAUACUUUGAUUCUACAAAAUCAGGAGCAUAAAAAUAAUUUGGAAUUUUGGUCUAGAAACUUGAUUACGAAUAGGAAUUUAAAUUGUACUAAUCAGCUUUUAGUAUAUUUGUUCAAUUAUUAGCCUCAAAUAAUUAAUAUUAUGCUGAUGUAGCGAAAAGAAUCAGCAAAUCAAAAAUAAUUUAAUGA
Messenger RNA from Paramecium tetraurelia, 1386 nucleotides. RefSeq lists its product as uncharacterized. NCBI's taxonomy places the organism in Eukaryota, Ciliophora, Oligohymenophorea, Peniculida, Parameciidae. Gene Ontology annotation, biological process: beta-lactam antibiotic catabolic process; response to antibiotic. The record is from RefSeq and is a predicted model, not a curated record. Gene Ontology annotation, molecular function: beta-lactamase activity. The transcript is spliced from 2 exons.